UCUGCUUUCACUGUCUGCUGCACAAUGCUCUUCCUGCAGCUGAAAGCGGCUCUUUCUUUUUCUCUUUCUCCCUCGUUUCCUUCCCCUAAGCCCUCGGCUGCUCUCAGAGGCUGGUUUUCUCCUGCAGAAUCAGGGCUGUGGUGAUUUUAACACAUGAAGGAGGAGCAACAGAAGCCGCUGGGGGAGGAAAGGGCUUUUCUAGACUUCCUUCUCCAGGCAGCAGGAGGAAACAGAGUCAUGGAGAGCGACCGGCUCCCUCCUCCGCCGACGCUCAGCCCGGCCGUGCCUCCCUUCGUCAAGCUGGGGCUGACGGUGGCCUACACCAUCUUCUACUCGCUGCUCUUUGUGUUCGUGUAUGUGCAGCUCUGGCUGGUGCUGAGAUACCGACACAAGCGCUUCAGCUACCAGACGGUGUUUCUGUUCUUAUGUCUGCUGUGGGCGGCUCUGCGAGCGCUGCUCUUCUCCUUUUAUUUCAGAGACUGUGUGACUGCAAACACACUCGGACCCUUGUCUUUCUGGCUGCUCUACUGUUUCCCCGUCUGCCUGCAAUUCUUCACCCUCAGCCUCAUGAAUCUGUACUUCGCACAGGUCAUAUUCAAGGCGAAGUCUAAACAUUCACCAGAACUUCAAAAGUACAGGCUGCCGCUGUACCUGCUCUUCCUGUGCAUCAGCUUCCUCUUCCUGCUGGUGAACCUGACCUGUGCUCUGCUGGUGAAGAUGCAGACGAAGGCUGACACAGAGACUGUAGUGCUGGUGCGUGUGGCCAUCAACGACACGCUGUUCGUCCUCUGCGCCGUCUCACUCUCACUGUGUCUCUAUAAGAUCGCCAAGAUGUCUCUAGCCAACAUCUACCUGGAGUCCAAGGGAACAUCCGUGUGUCAGGUGACUCUGAUCGGGGUGACGGUGAUCCUGCUGUACUCGUCCCGUGCGUGUUAUAACCUUGUGGUGCUGGCUCUGGCCAAAAUCAAGAGCAUCAACUCAUUCGACUACGACUGGUACAACGUAUCAGACCAGGCAGAUCUAAAGUCGACAUUGGGCGACGCUGGAUAUGUGGUUUUUGGGGUGAUCCUGUUUGUUUGGGAGCUGCUGCCCACUUCACUGGUGGUCUUCAUUUUCAGAGUCCGUAAGCCGGUUAAGGACCGAAGCGUGUCAGUGAUCCCCGGCCACAUGUUCUCAUCUAGAGCUUAUUUCUUUGACAACCCGCGGCGUUACGACAGCGAUGAUGAUCUCGCGUGGAAUAUCAUCCCACAAAACAUUCAAGCCAGUCUUACGCCGGAGAGUUAUGAUUGGGGUUUCACUGCAUACGUCGAAGGUGAAGAGUCUCAUCUGGUGCCAGAGGAGCUGAAUCCCUACUAGAACAUUCCAAAUGAGGAGUGGUAUCAUUUUGCACAUUCCCCAUCACUGAUGGGAAAUAUUACAUACCACAGAUGUCUUUACCGCUAUUUAUUACGGUAUUAUAUAUAAUACGGCAGUAGCUACGGCUCUGGAAGCAAAACCACCAAUCAUUUUCUCCAACAAGAAAUAGAUUCGUACCAAUAAUGUGUGAAAUGAUUCAUUUCCAUAGAAGUUAAUGUGAUUUCAAAUACACUACCCAGAGAUCCAUCAGAGAAAUCACUGUUACAAUGGAAAUCCCAUGAUUUAUCGCAAAUUAAUUAAUCGAGUUUGCCUUGUAUUCUACAUAGUAAUACUUAUAGAUUUAAAUAUUUGCAUUUAUUAAACAAUUAAACAAGUCAGUUGUUUUAUUUGUGUGCCUGGAGCACAAAAGCA
Molecule: messenger RNA, 1767 nt
Organism: Carassius carassius (crucian carp)
Lineage: Eukaryota; Metazoa; Chordata; Actinopteri; Cypriniformes; Cyprinidae
Gene: gpr137ba
Product: G protein-coupled receptor 137Ba
Exons: 7
Coding region: 154-1356 (400 amino acids)
Biological process (GO): negative regulation of bone resorption; negative regulation of osteoclast differentiation; positive regulation of TORC1 signaling
Cellular component (GO): lysosomal membrane
Source: RefSeq, a predicted model, not a curated record